This is a messenger RNA of Styela clava, 3286 nucleotides long. RefSeq lists its product as uncharacterized. Lineage: Eukaryota; Metazoa; Chordata; Ascidiacea; Stolidobranchia; Styelidae. The record is from RefSeq and is a predicted model, not a curated record.
UUUCUAUAUGUGACCUCGGUAAUGUCACGUGUCAUUCCAAUCAUGACAUCACACAAACUAGGUCAGCUGGAGAUAUGGGUGUCGUUCAUUUCUAACCGUUUUAAUGGAACUUGGACAUGUCAAGCAUUGUCGAGCAACGUUCAGCCUUAAUGCAGGACAGAUAGAGCUUAAAAUUGUAACACUGCUAAAUGAUCUCCAUCUCAAAGCCAAUCAGGGCUCUAGUUGACACAUAAAGUGGCGUGGUGUAUGAACAGCAGCUUCGACGGUCGCAAGCUUGUUUGGUACAACCUAUCUUUGUGAAUCAGCCUUUUAUUAUAUGAACUUCAUCAAGAACAAACACUGAACACGCCUCACCAAUGAACAUCUGCGAGACUCACCCAGAGUUUUGGUGUCAAGUUGCAAACCAGAGUACAACACAAAGGUGGAGAACAUGCAAUACCAGGUUUCCCACGUACUGAGGGGGAAUACACCAGAUUUGGUCUUGAUCAAAAAUAUCUUAUUCAUGAUUUGUUAAUUGUGUUAAUAUAACAUUUGAUAGCACAACUAGUAUUGAUAGUUUCACAAAUAAUUAACAUUAUCAGUGUCACCUUGGCUAAAUACCAUUAAUAUCAAUUUGGCAAUUCAAAAUCUAAUUUAAAUUCUUUAAAUCUCUGUUUCAGGCUGUCGACAUUUUGAAUAUUUUUUUUUUUCAUUUUUAAAUUGUGCAUGGAAAGGGACUAGGGAGUUAACUGGAAAAUGGCUUACCUCCUGGUAAUAAAGUAUAUUAUGAUAAAUACUGUAACUAAUUGGUAAUAACUAAUUGACACGGAAAGAAAAUAGGGUGUUAUGCGAUUCUUACAUACGUACCAUAUUUCAUUUCAACUUUUGUUUCGAAUCGUAGUCAAAUUCGGACUAUUAUAUAAUAUAUAUGGAUGGUCAGUCACGUUUUAAUACAUGGUAGUACCAUUUAUCAAUAUUUUUUUGUUAUAUUUGUGCCAUGUCAUUAUUUAAAAAUGAGAUAAAGAAAUAGUCAGGUUAAUUGAUUAUGUAAUCGAAAACAGUAUUUCGCUAAAAAUAUCUAUGCACAAAGUUUUAUUUCUUUUUCAAAUUUGAUGUUCCAAAUAUGGCUGGUACGAACCGUAUUACGACAUGUUGAGAAAGUUAACAUUUUUAGCGACUACUUGCUGCUAGACUGCUUCCAUAAUUUCCUUUAACAAUAAGCCUUAAUCAAUAUUUCUGAUUCAAACAAACACUCGUAACCGUCUAAUUAUCAUGUACAACAUACAUAUACCGUAUAUAUACCGGCACUAUUAUUGUUGCAUGGGCACCAGUACGGCAGCAACAAUCAGUUAACGUGAGAGCGUGGUAUUUUCGAACGGUAGAUUGUAGUGCAUCGACAAGAACGAAAAUUUGAGGCUGUUUAUUUAACACCUCAAAACUGAUUUAAUCCGAUGUGCCUUGCCUACAAAUAUGUGACAAUCGUAAUAUUUUAGAAUUUUUCGUCAACGAUAACCUGCAGAAAUCUGUUGAUUUACAUGUCAGAUAAAUUAUAUAACUAUGUUAUCAUAAAUACAAGAGAAAAUUGAAAUAGUAUUUUUACUAGUAUUAUAUAUUUAUAUUAUGUAUGCAGUUAUUGUCAAGAAUAUUGCAAUUAACAGUCAAUGAAAGACUCGCGACAUUUGAACUGGAACAGGUUUAAUAAAUAAAUGCGUUCAUCGAAUGAGCGAUUUUAUUUUAGGUUAAUAUAACUCUAAGAGAAGGCAAUGAAGUUUCAAGAGUUCUUCAUUGCAAUCAUUUUAUCCUGGGUUCUUGGACUGGAUAGUGCCGUUAUAAAAGUGAAUUCAGUAUGGAGCAAAUGGACGUGUUGUCGUCAAAUCGUGAAUAUUCAGUCACGUGAAAGAAUUGUACAGGCACCUAGAAUUGAGAUGGAAUACAAAAAAUGUAACACAAGCUACUGCGAACCUCAUAUGUGCAAAGACAAUGUGAACGUUUGCAAUACAUUUAUUAUGAAAAAAUCAGCUUGUUCUCCAAGUAAUACCAUGUCGACGUUCAUGAGCGACCAUUGUCCUGUAAGUUGCGGUUAUUGCAAUUACAAAUCAGAAGCAACCACGUCGACUAAGACGUCAAUAGCAACCAGUCGACCUACGUGGUGGAACCCCACAACAAGUAAUCCCAACGGAAACACGCAGAGACCGACAACUUCUACUUCAACUCGACCUGCUUGGUUACAAGCUCAAACCACAACUAGUCCCACAAGGGCCACCUACAGCCUUUCUACGAAGCCAUCAACACAGGCUUUAAGUUCGCAGUCAACAAUAAUAAAUCCAAUGAUAUGGCAGCAACUGAACCAGAACGCGUUUACUCGACUCCGGAUGCUCAAAAUCAAUUUUCCCAAAGUAAAUUUUGGAUGGGGAUAAAUUAUCACGUAUUUGCCUGAUCGUUGUCAAUAUUUUAUGACAAUUUUGUUCGGAAAAUCACAAUCAUAUUUGUAAAAUAUUUGGAACGUAAAACUAUAAAUUAGUCAUUUCGGACCUCCUGAAGUAUAUAUGCGCACCAAGAGGGCGCACAAACUGAACUCAGGUUGUGUACCAGGUUAGGGUUCAGGUUGUGCGACAUCUUGGUGCGCAUACUUCAGGAGUACCGUCAUUUCAAUGUAUAAUCUCUCAAGCUAAGAGUAGUAAGUAAAUAGUUGUUUGGUGUCUCAGAGUUGUGUUAUGCUUUUGUUUUAUUAGUCUGAUUGCAAUGCAGUUGUUAUACGUAGGCUACGUAUAUUCUUUUGAGACAGGGAUAUUUUAUUUUUUCAUCAACCAAAAUAAAUAAUAAAAUCGUAAUAACAAAAAAAUAUUAACAAGUAAUAAAUUAGUUUGGUAUAGACAGGAGGGAGUGAUACGACCAGACAGACGGCCACCAAAGUCAAUUCCAACAGAUGGUGAAACACCUAUUUUGUCUUCUUACAAAUUUGUAAAAGAGAUUUGAAAAAUAUACUUGUUUCUAAUAUACAGACGUGUUAGCGACGGUUAAACCUGACUUUAUGUGUCUAGUGCAUAUUUUAAUUGACCUUUAUUGUGAAAAUUUUCCAUCAAAAUAAGAGCAUUCAGUUCUUUUUAUUUACGCUACAUUUAUGGUUGCGAGAUUCCUUAAAAAUGAACAAUAAAAUAGUAAGUUUUCAAACAAACGCUCUGUUUUAAAUUGAGUUAGAACCGCAUUCCGCAACCAUUCAUCACCUAAUUCUUUUCUGAAUACAAUAAUUAAAGAGACGGUAACACCGCAACAGACUAAAGUCAUUUUAUUAUUACCCAAGUAUCUA